Molecule: messenger RNA, 3706 nt
Organism: Monopterus albus (swamp eel)
Lineage: Eukaryota; Metazoa; Chordata; Actinopteri; Synbranchiformes; Synbranchidae
Gene: gabra5
Product: gamma-aminobutyric acid type A receptor subunit alpha5
Exons: 11
Coding region: 299-1678 (459 amino acids)
Biological process (GO): monoatomic ion transmembrane transport
Cellular component (GO): membrane
Molecular function (GO): extracellular ligand-gated monoatomic ion channel activity; GABA-A receptor activity
Source: RefSeq, a predicted model, not a curated record
UAUACUGUAGGCUGUCCUCCUGGCUUUCCAGGCGCACUGCACGCUUUUCUGUUUAAUUCGCAUCAUUUAAUUUGCAUUGUACUUUGCCUUCUGAUACAGUAUUGUUUUUUGUGCAACGCUUGCUGUGUGCUUGCGGCUCCCAGUGACCAAACUAAAGGACGGUCAGUCAGCAGAAGUUAUGCAGUUAUUUGAUGAAGGUGACGUUCUGCAGAAUGGAUGCCAAAUACUAAACAGCGCAGUCUGCGUGUGAGAGAUCUACAGCAGGAGCAGGGAGAAGUUUGACUGCGCAUAGUGUGGAAUGGGCGAUGGAAUGUGCUACAGCUUUGCAAUGAGACAUCUGUGGGUCUGCGUCUUGCUUGUGAGCAUCACCUGCCGUCUGAGCCUUUGCCAGGAUGUAACCGGUACUCCCAAAGAAGCUGAAUUAAACGACAACAUCACCAUCUUCACACGCAUACUUGACGGACUUCUGGAUGGUUACGACAACAGACUCCGCCCUGGCCUGGGGGAGAAGGUGACGGAGAUCAAAACCAACAUUUUUGUUACCAGCUUUGGUCCAGUCUCUGACACUGAAAUGGAAUACACUAUUGAUGUGUUCUUCCGUCAAAGCUGGAAAGAUGAGAGACUUUGCUUUAAAGGUCCAAUGGAGAUGCUUCCUCUGAAUAAUCUCCUGGCCAGUAACAUCUGGACCCCCGACACCUUCUUCCUUAACGGGAAGAAAUCUAUCGCCCAUAAUAUGACUACACCUAACAAGCUCCUGCGGCUGAAAGAUGAUGGGACUCUUCUCUACACCAUGAGAUUGACUAUAUCAGCAGAAUGCCCCAUGCAACUGGAGGAUUUCCCAAUGGAUGCCCAUGCUUGUCCCCUUAAGUUUGGAAGCUAUGCAUAUCCAAUCUCAGAGGUGGUCUACACGUGGACUCAGGGAGCAGCCAAGUCGGUGGUGGUGGCAGAGGAUGGCUCUCGGCUCAAUCAGUACCACCUGACUGGUCAGACGGCAGGGACAGAAGACAUCCACACCAGCCGAGGUCAAUACACCGUGAUGAUGGCUCACUUUUACCUGAAGAGGAAGAUCGGCUACUUUGUCAUUCAGACCUACAUGCCCUGCUUCAUGACUGUAAUCCUGUCCCAAGUUUCCUUUUGGCUCAAUCGAGAGUCUGUACCAGCCCGAACUGUCUUUGGUGUGACCACCGUGCUCACCAUGACUACUCUCAGCAUCAGCGCUCGAAACUCGCUGCCUAAAGUGGCUUAUGCCACUGCCAUGGAUUGGUUCAUCGCAGUCUGCUAUGCCUUUGUCUUCUCUGCCCUCAUUGAAUUUGCCACAGUUAAUUACUUCACCAAGAGGAGCUGGGCUUGGGAUGGAAAAAAGGCAAUGGAGGCUCAACAGCGCAAGAAAAAAGACCAUUUGGCGCUGUCUAAAAAGCCAAACAACACUUGUUCAGCCGGUGUGAAUUAUACAGCCAACCUUACAAAGGACACAUCUAUCGCCACCAUUUCAAAUAGCACAGCUGUUCAGCUCAAACCAUCUGAAACCAAGGCCCCUGACCCCAAAAAAACUUACAACAGCGUGAGCAAGAUUGACAAGAUGUCCAGGAUAGUGUUCCCGGUGCUGUUUGGAACCUUCAACCUGGUGUACUGGGCCACAUAUCUCAAUAGGGAACCAGUGGUCAAAGGAGCCGUGUAAGCUCCAUGAUGGAAGUCAUCCAUCCUCCUGACAACCACUUCAGGAUUUGAUAACUACAAUGAAAUCAAAAACAAUGCCAAGCACUUAGUCCUUGUAUCAUGAUGUGUAUUUUUUUUAGGUCAUUACAGUAUACUGCAUGUGUGUUGCUUUAGAAAAUGCUUCUAUGUUUGCCUUGAGUUUGUACAUGUAAGAUUAACAACUUUUCUUUAAAACAAUUCAUUUAUCUCAUUUUAGAACUUAGUCACUGAUUAAUUUCUGCCAAAUUCUGAUAUAUUGAAAUUUUAGCAUUUGGCUUUUGUAUUUUUUUCUUGAGUCAACAGCAGAUGAUAGUACAGCAAGGCCAAAUGCUAUGCAAAACAACAUUUUUACCGUGUUACAGGCUUUUAUCUUUGUAAGUCUUACUUUGUACAAAUGAGCUGGCGGUCCAGGUAUGUGAGGCUGGGCCCAGGCACAUGGAACUUUGCUUCCUUGUUAAAAGCAGAUGAAUAGCCAUGCUAAAUGUGUUGCCUUCAGAGUGUGAUAACUCAUUAUGAAUGCACUGAAUUCUCCUGCAAUUACUUUUUCAGAAGCCAGUUAUAAAACCUUUAGUUAAAUACUUUUUGCUCAUUUUGUGCUACCAUUACUCUUAUUUCUCUGUUUAUGUAGAGAUUAAAUGGGGCCAGAUAUCAAGCUAAAGUGACAGUGGCAGCUUCCGUUUCCAGGUCACCGUGUUAAGGAAUCCUGUAUGUGUGAAUGUAUGUUCGUAGUUGGAAAAACAUGUAUAUACCGUAUGUCCAGCUUUUAGAAAAGCACCACUAAGCCAGUAAAGUCAGCUUCUUUGUCAUGUAUAUACAGCAACAUAGUGUUAGUCUAGUGCUUCGAUGACUGGAUAUUGAGAAAUUGAGCAGAACAGCUCGAGCUUUACAGUGCUUUCUUAAACAUUUUGUUUUGUAGGUAACUUUGUUGUUUCUAUAAGCUUUAAUGAUAACUUGCAAAUAUUCAUGAUAAAUAUUUGGAUUUGGACAUAAUUUAAAGUAACUGCUAAUUGAGCCCAUUACCAGACUUAUGUUACAUUUGUUAUUUUUAGGGUUUCAAGCAAAAGUGUAACAUCAAGUAUUAAUAUGUCUGUCAUUAAAUAGCUGAGUGUUAUCUCUAACGAAUAGCUCAACAUGUUGCUUUGUUACUGAGCACUGGGGAGAUGAUUGGUACCACUCACAUUCUCAUAUAGUAAAUGAAUGAGUUAGCUUUGGAGAUGAUACAGUAAGUGAAAUGUGUUAUCUUUCCAUAUUUCCCAUAUCAAUGCUUAGCUAAUGUCCCGUUUGUAGCAUCACAUUUAUCAUACAAGAGCUCAAAUAAGUGUAUAUAUCAAGAGUGUUUUACAGUUACAGUCAGACCACACAGCUUUGAGCUUUUUACAUGAUACUGUACCCACUGCGAGAGCUGCAUGCACUACACACUUCAGCAGAGUUAGGUUUGCAAUCUUCCCACUUCUCCCAGAAUUACAAUUGUUUCAACCUUUUGUCUCUAGGUAUGGCUACAGAAUGAGCAGUUUAAACAUGAAUGUGAUCUACUCUUGUGAUUUUAUGCCUUUCUGUGUGGCCUGCCACUAGUUAAUAGGUUUACGGAAGACACCAGUGGUAUUACAGUAUAUGACUACAUUUAAGUGAAUGUUAGGUACCAGCUGUUCUUUAUAUGCAAUAUCAGAAGCAAUAAAUAAUGCUCAUAUGAACAGUUACUUCUGUUUAUGGUUAUAUGGUUAUGGAUUAUGUAAUUAUUGAAUCUUUUGCUUAUGUCUUUUUGUUCAGAUUUUAUCAUUUUGGCAAUAGUGUUUUUCUAUAUAUGAUUAUAUUCUGAGUAAUUUUAUCCCCAGCCCUUCCCUCUUUGGAAGCACAGUGCUCUCUGACCAUACUGUAUAAAGUAUUUAUUUUACUUGAAUGUUCCUUUUUGCGUUGAUGCAGAUGAUAAAUGUAGAGGUCUGGACCACUACUGAACAAUACAUUUUCUCUUUCUUAACUGUAAUGCAUAUCUGAUUCUAAAUAAAGCUUCACU